Syzygium oleosum is the source of this 710-nucleotide messenger RNA. RefSeq lists its product as uncharacterized. Bases 118 to 600 code for a protein of 160 amino acids. The transcript has 4 exons. Lineage: Eukaryota; Viridiplantae; Streptophyta; Magnoliopsida; Myrtales; Myrtaceae. The record is from RefSeq and is a predicted model, not a curated record.
UCGCAUAUUACACCCACAAGAACCGUAACAUACCACAAACAGACGCUCCGCACUCAGGUCAUUCUUUCCACCUUCUCACAAAGCUAAAAGAUCUUCCUGAAAGACAAUCACAGCGCAAUGUCUAGUUCCGUAGCUCUUUUCCUUCUCUCGUGUCUUUUAUCGGUGCAUGCACGCAACGCCCGUCGUUUUGGCCCUAGUGUUGGACGAAACCCUAGCAACCAGAUGCAUCAACUCAGCAAGGAUAUAGAAAUUCAGAAUUUGCGUCCCGGAAAGGAAAAUAGCGCAGAAAUUGUCCCCGCAAGCAUUCAUCACGAAGAGCUUAAGGAUUUAAUGGGUCAUCUGAGAAAGCAACAAGUCAUAGACAGAACGAGUUCAGGACACGAGGGCAGCGUGGCACGACCCUUUAAGGCCGAUGCAGAACUGGAGGUAUCCAGGGUUUCCAAAGCCAGGUUGAUGGUGGAAUCUGCAAAUAGUGAUCACGACAAGGAAGCCAUAAAUUCCGGAGAAUUAGAAGACGACGCGAAGGGCGACGUGGUGGCAAUGGACUACGCACAGCCCCAUCGUAAGCCGCCCAUUCACAACGAAGAACCCCCACUCUGAGCCAUAUCAUUCCUGCUUUUUACUCUUUUGCUUCUCUGGGGUGGUGGUAUCCUUCCCUAUGUAAUUUGAUGUAUAAUAAAUGGAGCUCGAAUCAUCUUGUCCGAUCCAAA